This is a messenger RNA of Sinocyclocheilus rhinocerous, 4566 nucleotides long. RefSeq lists its product as uncharacterized. Lineage: Eukaryota; Metazoa; Chordata; Actinopteri; Cypriniformes; Cyprinidae. The coding region runs from base 496 to 4497 and encodes 1333 amino acids. The transcript is spliced from 14 exons. The record is from RefSeq and is a predicted model, not a curated record.
GGACUGAAGACUGGAUCAGUGGAGAGCUGCUGUACUUGUAAUAGUGCAGAUCUACUAAGGGACUCUGAAUCUCUGGACAACUGUAUUCAGAGCACACUUUCUGCUCUCUACCCUCCAUUUGAAGCCACUGCGGCCACUGUGCUAUGCCAGGUGUUAGACGUGGUUGAGACGACAUACCGUGGGGACGGACUGCGCUACAUCAUUGACUUCCUGGUGCCUGCUAAACACAUCCUACAGAGCAUUCAACAGGAUGCAUGCUUCCCAUACUGUGGUUUCCUGUUUCGUCAUGAGGGCUGGCCGCUGUGUGUCCAUGAGAAGGUCAUAAUUCAGCUCUCUUCUUUGGACUGGCGUGUGUUACGGCCCAGCGACUUCUACUUACAGGUGACGCCUUCGCCCAAAAGCCGCCCGCGUAUCACGGUGAAGUGUCUGGCAGUUAGCGGGCAGCAUGUGGAGGAGCUGGACGUGCCAGAGCUAACAUACACCUCUCUAUUCACCAUGGAUUGGCUGGACUCCAUCAACCGGGGGAGGAGUGUGGUCAGACGAGCCGCCCUGGAACACUGUCUUUUAUCAGCGGAUAAUGAUAUUUUUAGGGUACCCUGGGAGGAUAUUAUUCACCCGGAGUUUAUCAGCAGACCCCCUAAAGUUACAGAACAAGCUGAAAGUAGAGGGGUGUGCAAGGAAGUUGCCAACAGAGAGGAAAGGGACUCAGACAUAGAUCAAGAAGACAACCCUGAGGACAUACAAUGUAGGAUUUUUAUUGACACUUCCACUGACCAAUCAAGGGAGAUGGACUGUCAGAGCAAGGGGGUUAAGCUCCUCCCUGCUCUCAGUGAGAUCGGUAAAGAUAGCAGUGGACGGAGCUCUAGCAGCACGGCAGAGGAUUCAGAGGGAGAGUAUGUGGAGCUAGCUGAUAUCUCCUUACCGCGCUUUUCCCCACAGAAGGGCUCUCUCACUCAAGCCAUUAGCAUGAACUACAGAAAUCUACAUAAACCACAGACUGCGGCUUCUACUCAGCCUAAAGCCAAACCAGAGCAGAGUCUUUUGAAGAAUGGCGCAUGCUCACAGAGCAUGGUGUGUGCCAUGCUGAUUGAAGAAAACCUGAGUGAUACCUACCAACCUGUGAUCUUAACCCGCACUGCUCCUGCAGAGGCAGAGCAUCCACUCCAGCAGGUGGACGGGUCUGAGCACACCUGUGCUGCAGGUACAGCCUCCUGUGACAGUGUGUCUGAGAGUGAGUUUGUGUCUCAACACUCCGACUGUGAUUCUGCUCCACUUUCUGAUACGUCAACACAUAACAUAUCACAAACAGACAGUAAACCAGUCAACACAUCACAACUAGACAACGAGCCAGUCAAGACAACACAAUCAGAAGUUAAACCAGUAAACACAUCUCAGCUAGACAACGAACUAGUCAGCACAUCACAACCUGACAGCAAACCAGUCAGCACAGCACAACUUGUCAGUGUGCCAGUCAGGACAUCACAAUCAGACGUUAAUCCUGAAAGCACGUCUCAACUAGAUAACAAUCUAGUGAGCACAUCACAGCUAGACAAUGAGCCAGUCAAGACGUCGCAUCCAGAACUUGAAACAGUAAGCAUAGGUCAGCUAGACAAUAGUCUAGUCAGCACAUCACAACCAGACAGCCGACCAGUCAGCAUGUCACAACUAGUUAAUGAGCUAGUCAAGACAUCACAACCAGACGUUGAACCAGUAAGCACAUCUCAACUUGACAGCAAACUAGUCAGCACAUCGCAACCAGAUAGCAAACCAGUCAACAUAUCACAACUAGACAAUAAGCCAAUCAAGACAUCCCAAACAGACAUCAAAACACUAAGCUCAUCUCAGCUAGACAACAAUCUAGUCAACACAUCACAACCAGAUAACCAACUAUUCCACACAGCACAACUAGAAUGUGAACUGGUUAGUUUAUCUUUACCAGAUAGCAAACCACUCAAUACAUCACAUUUGUACAACAUGCCACUAAGUACAUCACAAACAGACAACAAAACAGUUCGCAUGGAGCAACCAGACAGCAAAGUAAUUAGUAUAUCACAACCAGAAAAUGAAAUGUUAUCUGGUACUUUAGAGAGUGAAAACUCAGAACAAGUUUCUCUGGCUAAUAUUGAACUUGUUGUGUUUGAUCCUGCUGCAGAAGCAGAAGUCAUAUCUGAAUCUGAGCAGGUCAGAGGUGAUCAUGGCCUGAAAGGCAGUUGUGAUGUGCAGAAUAGCAAAUUGUUGGUUUCUGAGCCUUUAGCUGUCAGUGUGUCUUUACAACAACAGACUGAGCAAACAGAGCACAGCCUAUGUCAGAUACACAGACACAUCCAAACACCAUCUGAGCAAGUGCAUGAUCUUUCUGUCACAAAAGAAGACCAUCAAGCAUUUAGUAACAGUAGCCAUGACAAUAAUGAAUCUGAUGGUGAUUAUAGUUUCAGUGCAGAGGAAGAAAGUGGGCCUGUUUCGACUGCUCCACAAAGCAAACAGGUAGCUUUGGCCUCGGUCACCACGGCGCCUGAGGAGGAUCUGGUUACGCUCAUUUCACAGGGUCAGGUGAGGACCGAGUCCUGCAAGGACAGAAACAACAAGACUGAGGUGGAACUCCAGACAAAAGCAGCACAUGCAGAAAGAGAAGUUGCGGGAAAGUCACCUUGUAAGGAGGGAGAAAUGGUAGAAAAGAAAAUCAUUGGAAUGACAGAAAGCAAAACAGAGAACGAUAUAGUAGCAGUUUGUAGGGCAGAAGAAGUUGAGACUGCUCAAACAGGUCUGGUAGAUUCCACACCCAAGUCUGAUUCCAACGUUCAAGUUCAGGAGGCGGGCAGCUGCUCUGAAGGAACAGAUGAGAAGAAACAAACCAAUGUUGAAGAGAAAGGGGUGGAGGAAGAGGAGACAGAGGACAUUACUGUGAGUGAGCAAGGGGCUAUAGUGACCAGCUAUUCUGAAAAUAGAGUCCAGUCAGCAUGCAAUCAAGUCCUUGAUGCAGACGCAUAUGUGCAGAACACAAAUGGACACAUGCACACUCAGGACACACCUACCACCGAACGAGAAGGGCAAAAAUCAAAGGAGGAGGAGGAGAGAAAGGGGGAAAAGGAGGAGAGGCAAGAGGAUGAGGUUACUUCCUCUGUGAAAGGCUCUCCAGCAGGGCAUCAGCAACAAGCAGACAUGGAGACCCAUUACCAUCAGCAGGAAGAGCAAGCAUCCAGUCAGGAAGUAGACAGUAUUGUUUCCCAUCUGUCUGCUAAGACCCAAGGUGAAGACCCCUCAGCAGUUCCUCCACUACUGCCGCCCAUCUCCCAGAAGACCCAGCCUGUCCAGAGGGAGGCUCAUGACAUCAAUCCUGAUGUCCUGAGCUCAGGAGUGCUCUGCCUGCCUGGAACAAGAGAUAAAUCAGGCCACGCGCUUGUGACAGUGAAAACAAGAAACACUAUCUGGUUGAAUCCAAACUGCAAUAGUGGAGAGCUGGUGCGGAUCAUGGUCUACUUCUUCAGUACACUCAGGAAGGAAGUUAGUGCUUUGGGACUGACUGUCCUGGUGGAUGCCCGCAGGUGUUCUCCUGUCCCCGCCCUCUUUAAAGCCUUCAACAUCCUCCAGGAAGCCAUGCCGGGAUGCAUCCAUACAGUACUGCUGCUGGCCGACAGAGAUCUGGCUCUACGUGUGGAGAAAACCACUUCUAUACCGGUGGAGUUGUUGACAUCGCUCAAAUCUCUCUAUAAGCAUGUGGACAUCGCUCAACUCCCCACUGAGUUUGAAGGCACUUUCCCUUAUUCACACAGCAGCUGGAUCUGUUUCAGAAUGAGGUUGGAACAGCUUACCAGCCAUUGUGAGGAUGCUGUGAACCUGCUUCAGAACACCAUCAGCAAACUGGAGUCCUCAGUGCUGCCACCUACAGCAGAGGAGGCACAGAUCUUAUUGUGUAAGUACAGAGAGUUGAUGAGGACCGUUCUGGAGGACAGCAGGUUGGUGCGGCUACAGUUGGAGGGAGGAGCCGCUCUGUCCUGUUUGCGAAAAGAAGAAACCAAUGUCAGUCUGACAGAGGACUACAGAGAUGCCAUCGAGAAUGCGGGCCGUCUGUAUAACCAAGUGGACGAGUUGGUUCACAGACUGGUGAUGCUGUCCAACAAAUGCACACAGGAAAUGGAAUUCAUAAUGGAGUUCAAGACCCUGGAGGAUGGAUUCAGAGAGGUGAGUCAGUGGAUAGAAGAGGUGGGCGAGUCUCGUCUGCAGACACUGAGUGAGCUGGAAGAUUCCUUGGAGCAGUUACAUCAUAAGCAGACUGUCUUCAGAGAUUUCUACACAGCUGCAUAUGAGCACUGUAAGAGCGGUGAAGCUCUCCUCAAGCGCUUAGAGAAGUGGGAAGACAUCUCUUCUGCAGAGCUGCAGGUGUAUGAGGUGAAAGUACGCUCAUUCUGGGUCCAUCUACAUGAUUUCUCCCAGCGAGUGGAGGAAACCAAGGAUAAAAUUGACAAGACUGUUCAACUCUACGAGUUCUUUGACAAGUGACACUGGGUUGAACGCUUCAGUCUGACUUCAGAGUUUCCCCCUGAGCCCCAGCAGGGACAGAUGGUCUUG